Molecule: messenger RNA, 1023 nt
Organism: Letharia columbiana
Lineage: Eukaryota; Fungi; Ascomycota; Lecanoromycetes; Lecanorales; Parmeliaceae
Exons: 4
Coding region: 1-1023 (340 amino acids)
Cellular component (GO): peroxisome
Source: RefSeq, a predicted model, not a curated record
AUGAGUGGCCCCGGCGCGGGAUUCGAAUAUCCUUCCCAGGAAGUUUCCUGGCUGAAGCGAGAUGUCUUGUUGUUUGCAAAUAGCAUCGGCUGUACGGCAGAUGAGCUUCAGUUCCUCUAUGCAUGUCUCGACAAGUGCCACCAGAGGUAUCUGCUUACAAGACCAGGAACUCCAUCCUUCUUUCCAGACUUUUCCAACAUACCCUGUAAUACUCCGUACGAUAACUGUCAUGCCCAUGACUCUAGGGACCAACUGACAAAUUUGCCAGCCUUCAAGCACACCGACCAAGAGGUCAUAGAUUUUUACGCCCGCUCAGCUGCAACGCCCAUACCCAAUGUACCCAAAUUUGAUAGCCGCCGUGUGGUCGAUGGUCAGCGGUCUAUGAAGUUUCUUAAGCCCUUGCCUCCUACAAGCGUAGGCAAGAAAUUUGAGCUGCGGUCCAAAGUUCUUGGCGUAUAUGACAAAGGCAAGGUGGGGACCGUAAUCGAGACGGAGACGGUACUUGCAGAGAAAGGUGGAGAUGUAUACACCAAAGCUGUAGGCAGUGCGUUCUUCGUCGGACAAGGCAAUUGGGGUGGGCCUAAAGGUCCAAGUACAGUAAACUACCCACCACCAGAAGGGAAGAAAUCGGACGCAGUGCAUACUCUGCAGACAGCCAAGGAAUCUGCCCAUCUAUACAGACUCAAUGGCGAUUACAAUCCUCUCCACGCGACCCCAGAACCAGGUCAGGAGAUGGGAUUUGGGGGUGCCAUUAUGCACGGACUCUUCUCGUGGAAUUCUGCUUGUCACGGCUUACUGCAGACGCUUGGUGGUAGUGAUCCUGCGAAUCUAAGAGAGUUUGAGGCAAGAUUUGCAGCACCGGUAAAGCCUGGAGACAAGCUUGUGACAGAAGCUUGGAGGACGGGUGAGGUCAAAGAUGGAUGGGAAGAAGUAAGAUUUAUCACACGAGUGGAAGGGGGUAAAAUUGUUUUGAGUAACGGCAGGGCGUUAAUGCACUGUACGAUAACAAAAAGCAAGCUCUAA